UUAGAAGUAGACAUUGAAACAGAACCUUGUACAUCUAAUAAAGUUCUGUUCCUGGAGAAAGUUCGUCAAUCAAAUGCUGCUUGCCAAAAUGGAGAUUUUUCUUCAGCCAUCAAACUUUAUACUGAAGCAAUUGCAUUGGAUCCAACUAAUCAUAUAUUGUAUAGUAAUCGUUCUGCAGCAUACAUUAAACUUGCAAAACAUGGCCGUGCUUUACAAGAUGCCAUUAAAGCUAGAGAACUCAAUCCAAAAUGGCCAAAGGCCUAUUAUCGACAAGGUGUUGCACUUCAGUGUCUUGGUAGACAUGCUGAUGCUUUGGCUGCAUUUGCCUCUGGACUCGCACAAGAUUCAAAAUCUCUCCAGUUACUUGCUGGAUUAGUAGAAGCUGCUAUGAAAUCACCAUUACGUGCUACACUUGAACCAACUUAUUGUCAGUUACAAACAAUGCGUCUUGAUAAAUCUCCUUUUGUAAUUACAUCUGUAAUUGGACAAGAAUUACUAGCAUCUGGCCAUCAUGCUGCAGCUGUAGUUGUACUUGAAUCAGCAUUACGUAUUGGAACAUGCAGCUUAAAAUUACGUGGUUCUGUUUUUUCAGCCUUAAGUUCAGCAUAUUGGGCUUUAAGCAGUUUAGAAAGAGCAAUUGCUUACAUGCAACAAGACCUUGCAGUGGCAAAAUCACUAG
Centruroides sculpturatus (bark scorpion) is the source of this 679-nucleotide messenger RNA. RefSeq names its product tetratricopeptide repeat protein 28-like. The record is from RefSeq and is a predicted model, not a curated record. The annotation marks the transcript as partial. NCBI's taxonomy places the organism in Eukaryota, Metazoa, Arthropoda, Arachnida, Scorpiones, Buthidae. The transcript is spliced from 3 exons. Gene Ontology annotation, molecular function: Hsp90 protein binding.